This is a messenger RNA of Myotis brandtii (Brandt's bat), 822 nucleotides long. RefSeq names its product transmembrane epididymal protein 1A-like. The record is from RefSeq and is a predicted model, not a curated record. The transcript has a single exon. The coding region runs from base 1 to 822 and encodes 273 amino acids. NCBI's taxonomy places the organism in Eukaryota, Metazoa, Chordata, Mammalia, Chiroptera, Vespertilionidae.
AUGGGAAAGUUCAAUGGUCAUGUAUACCCAGGGCUGUAUCUUUUCUCUUAUGGACUGUAUCAGGCAGCAGUGGUCUUUAAGACCACCAUAGUCAAUGACUCUCUUCUGUAUCCUUCCUGUCCUCCCAGAAAUAAGGGAAUAUGGGCCAGGCUGUGGGAAAUAUCCUACCAAGGUUUGCUGAAAAUAGUGACCGGCUCUAUCUUUACGAUUUAUGUGAUCUUCUGCCUUGAUGAUGGGAUGGUGCUGAUGAACAGGGAAAUGCCACCGAGAUUUAUGUACCCCAAAGAGUGGCAGCACCUCACCAUGUUCAUCCUCCUCACCCUCAAUGGCUGUGUAGAUGUCACGAGCAAGAACUUGCUGCCUCAGAGGUGUGUGCUCCUAGAAAAAGGUGCCCUGGUCCUGAUCUUCUACGUGCUCCUGAUGCUGUUGGUGUCACAUGUUCAAGAUUCGACAGGGGUGGAACUGCAGGUUCAUUCUCUGCUCAUCUUGGUGGUGUUCCUGCUGAUGCUGGUGUUGACUGUUGAGCUGUGGGCUCCCAAUGCCUUUCACCUCUCAAUGACUGAGGCCUUUCUGUUUCUGAUGAUGGGCUCCUGGCUGAUGCAGGCAGGCUUUAUUCUGUACCGACCAGUCACCGGCUACCCAUGGCAGGAUGAUGACAUCAGUGACAUCAUGUUUGUCACCACCUUCUUCUGCUGGCAUGUGAUGAUCAAUGCUUUGUGUCUACUGGGGAUAUAUGGCAUCUCUUCCUUUUGGCAUCAUUGUUACAAUCCCAGGUCUAAGCUGAUGGGAUCCAAAGAAGCUUCCAUAUUAUACAAGCACUGA